Molecule: messenger RNA, 3883 nt
Organism: Hippocampus comes (tiger tail seahorse)
Lineage: Eukaryota; Metazoa; Chordata; Actinopteri; Syngnathiformes; Syngnathidae
Product: phosphatidylinositol transfer protein beta isoform-like
Exons: 11
Coding region: 21-839 (272 amino acids)
Biological process (GO): phospholipid transport
Cellular component (GO): cytoplasm
Molecular function (GO): phosphatidylinositol transfer activity; phosphatidylcholine intramembrane carrier activity; phosphatidylcholine binding
Source: RefSeq, a predicted model, not a curated record
GCGCAGGCGCAGACCGGCGGAUGAAGAUGGUGCUCAUCAAGGAAUAUCGUGUGGUGUUGCCCAUUUCUGUUGAAGAGUAUCAAGUGGGCCAGCUGUACUCCGUUGCCGAGGCCAGCAAGAAUGAGACGGGCGGCGGCGAGGGCAUCGAGGUGCUGAAGAACGAACCCUAUGAGGAGGACGGCGAAAAGGGACAGUUCACACACAAAAUUUACCACCUAAAGAGUAAAGUCCCAGCAUAUGUGAGGAUGCUCGCGCCAGAGUCAGCGUUUGUUUUUCAUGAAAAAGCCUGGAAUGCAUACCCCUACUGUCGCACCGUCGUGACGAACGAAUACAUGAAAGAUGACUUUGAGAUCAAGAUCGAGACGUGGCACAAGCCCGACAUGGGAACAGUAGAAAAUGUGCAUGACCUGGACGAGCAGACGUGGAGAAGCGUGGAGGUGGUUCCCAUAGACAUCGCCAACAAAGAGGAAGUGGCGGCAGGGGACUACAAAGCAGAAGAGGAUCCCUCCCUCUUCCACUCAGUCAAAACCGGAAGAGGCCCCCUCGGCCCUGAGUGGAAGAACGAGCUCAAGACGGAUUGUCCGUACAUGUGCGCAUACAAGCUGGUCUCCGUCAAAUUCCGGUGGUGGGGCUUUCAAACCAGAGUGGAGAACUUCAUCCACAGGCAAGAAAAGCGCAUCUUCACCAAUUUCCACCGCCAGCUGUUCUGCUGGGUGGACAAGUGGGUGGGUCUGACCAUGGAGGACAUCAGGCGCAUGGAGGAGGAGACCCAAAGGGAGUUGGAGGAGCUGCGUAAGACCGGUCCGAUUCGAGGCACCAGUGCUGCUCACGAGCAAUGAGCCAAACCACCCCGACCCUGUCUUGAUGAUGUCAUCGGAGACACGCACCACCUCCACCAACACCACCGCUGCCACCACCAGGAGGAAGUGGCCCUGGUUCCCCGCUGAUGUACAGACCCCUCCCCACUCUGCUCCAACAACAAAACAACAACCUGGUUUUGCAUAUAUAUAAAUAUAUAUACACAUACACAGAGACAAAAAAAAAAAGACGACCUCUUUGCACAGACGUAAUUUGCCUGAUAUGUAAAUGAUACUUGGUGAUUCAGACGGAUGGGCUUUGUUUUUAUUCUUACGUGGAGCCUUUUAAAUUGACCAUUAGGAGACGAAUGUGCUUUUUAGACGUCAAGGUCCUCACCAAAAUCGGGCGACUUGCAAACCCGUCGGACCAUUUUUACGAUGAGCUCCCCCCCAUUGUUGUUAUUCUACGUGUUUUUGUCUGUACUUCAACGCAGUAUUUGUCUCCGCGUUAUCGGAAGGGAGCCCCCACCCCCCCUGCGGAUGGCAACUGCGCGCAUGCCUGCGCUCGAAACGGGUCCUUGCUAAGGCGGGUGGGCGCUCUCCUGACUUAGCUUUACCCCGAGACCACCUCCACCCGUCAACUAAUGUCAUGCCCAUUUUUUUUUUGUUUUGUUUUGUUAGCGCCCAUGUCCAGGGACCGUGUGUGACUGCGUCAUUAAGAGUGCGAGCCCUCUUUUGAAGUGUUCUGCUGCAAUUUCGGCAGAUUUUCAAGUCGUACUCACAUGAGGCACAUUCAAACUGUGCUUGAGCCCAAUUGACACCUUCAAUCCCAAACCUUUGACAAGUGCUCAGAUGUAUAAUGGUGUUAUGUAGGCGCACUUCGGCAGACUCCUCUCUCUUUUGGCCCGCUACAGGAAGUGAUGUAGGCGUGGCCUGUAAUUACUGUCAUGGCACCACAGGGAGAACCUUACCUAAUAGAAAUCAAUAUGAAUACUCGGUAUAAUACGCAAAGACCAAAAAGUCCACGGACCGCUCAGCUACGCAUGUAAUUUACGCGUCAUUAAUGAACUCCGAGUGCUCUGCAUUGCAAGCGGUUUUAGAGUAGUUUGACGGAUCUUUCUAGACCCGCAGAAUAUUGUGUUCUGUGAAAAUAAAAGCACCAAACCGAGAGAGGGAGUUUGCGUGCCUCUUUAACCAUUGGGGUAGGGGUUGUUUCUAUUUUUUUCCAUUUGUUUGUAAUCAACAGUAGGACAUGGGUUGGUUUCCCCCCCAAAAUGGGCAGGGAGGGGUGAGCUUUUUGUGAAAUACGUGUCAACCAGAAAGCAGUGAAUUUGAUGGUUAUUUUUUGCUGUUUUGACAUCCUCAAACUGUAGAAUAAAAAGACUAAAAAGGGCUUUUGACAGUUUAAAAAAAAACGGAGCUCUACAACUAAGAAUUGAACAUCAGUGUCUUUUUUUUACAUGCCGUUUAUCAUCUCUCCCAUGACCUGGCAACAAAUACUCUUUUAACAUCAUCGCCUCAAGUGUGGGGUGUCUAAACACUUGCGGCUCGCAUCACGUGGACAUUUCUCGCUGUCAUACUCAAUGUGACAGGCUAGGAUUCACCCCCUAAUCUCUGUCUUCUACUCCAAAACUGUGCUGAUAUCAAAUCCCAAGCAACGCUCCCAUCUACAGGCAUCUGUCGGUCAUUACACUGGUUUACAAACCAGAAUUUCACAGAUGAGCUGAGCGAGUCUCCCUUUCACGCCUACUCGUUGAAAAAUGUACUUGACAAUACUGUACAUGUAAGAACACAUUUUCAUCCAUUUGACGAAAAUAAACGUCUUGCGUCAGUGAGCGAAUUAAUGAAAUCGCUCGACUCUGUCAUGAUGACACAACAACAACAACAAAAAAACAAACACCAUAGACACGGUUGGAAUGGCCUCACGCGAGUACGGCCUUCGAAGGAUGAGCCGAAGCGUGUGUGUGUGUAGAUGUCAAACGUUUUGGACGAGGAUCGCCGACGAACUAAAGGAAGACUUUUGAGGUUGUGCUGUUUGUCAUAAGUGUACUUCUGGGGUCGCUCGCAUUUUCAUGUGUCAUUUUAUACUGUAACGCAAACGUAACUUAACUGGGGACAGGAAAGCUAAUUGUUUAUGUGUGGGAACAACUGCCAUCUAAGUGAGCUAUGAAAAGCCUUUUGAGCGUUUAUUCUAUAUCCUUCAUAUCCAGCUUCGUUUUAUGACCUAGUAGGCAGUUUGUCAUAACUAGUAUUCUGCGCACAAGGCGAUAAUCUAUAUAUUUUUUGCCCACUACUAGUCACACUUGAAAUCAAACAUAUUUAGUAAAUUCUGUUUCGUAUCCUUGAAACCACCUUGAGGUCUAUGUACUAGUACUACUACUUUGCCCUCACUAGUAAAACAAUUCCGUGUACUAUUAGUAUAACUGUCUUACUAGUCUCCCCCCUGCCACUAGUGCUACUUUUGGCUGACUAAUACAACUUCAAGACGGGUAUGAAGGAUGCCAAAUAACUCACUUGUGUUAUAGUUUUGUUGUAACGUAACAUUUUUCUACUAGUAAGGACAAAGAGGCUACUAGUACAUUGAUCUUAAGCUGGAUAUCAAGUAUGUGGAAUGAAUUUUCAAAAGGCUUUUCAUGUGAUGGCUGCAUUAACAGCAAAACAAUGCAGGGUGUUUUUUUUCUGUUUGUUUUUUCCUUCACCCUGUUUUAACCUCACACAGCAAAACGACGGACUACAUGUUUUCUCAGCUACUUUCCGCUGUUUGUUUGACAUUUUGAUUUGGUUUCUGUGCGUUUGUUAAAGAGGAAAAAAAAACAUUUGCCAGCUGUCAGUGAGGCAAGGACUAGAAGCAUAGGCAACCACCUGUUAUUUCAAGCAGUGGCAAAAAGAAAAAAAGUAUUGUCUGGCAUUUUUGUUUUGUUUUUUUGGGGGAUGGAAGGACUGGUUGCAAAGGCAACAUUCAGGGGUAUCAGUAGUGAAUGUAAAAUUAUUAGUUUCUUUUUUUUCUCUUAUUUUUCACAGUUGGCAAGCUGUGACUGAAGGUCUAGACAACAGAACACAACCGAUUAAUAAAUUUCAAAAAAAUG